This is a messenger RNA of Nilaparvata lugens (brown planthopper), 11334 nucleotides long. Its product is annotated as rho-associated protein kinase 1. Gene Ontology annotation, cellular component: cytoplasm; cytoskeleton. The transcript is spliced from 29 exons. Gene Ontology annotation, molecular function: small GTPase binding; ATP binding; Rho-dependent protein serine/threonine kinase activity. NCBI's taxonomy places the organism in Eukaryota, Metazoa, Arthropoda, Insecta, Hemiptera, Delphacidae. The coding region runs from base 247 to 4257 and encodes 1336 amino acids. Gene Ontology annotation, biological process: peptidyl-threonine phosphorylation; mitotic cytokinesis; embryonic morphogenesis. The record is from RefSeq and is a predicted model, not a curated record.
CACAUAAUCUUCAAUUCAGAAGUAAAGUGUAGUGUAGAUUCAUAAUUCAUAUUAUUCAUUUUCAUGAUGAGGGAAAAAUGGUGGUUACUAAAGGUUAACAAUAAUAUUAUCUUAUUAUCAUAGUUGUUCUGAAAUGUGAGCUUGUGAAUGUUAUUUAGAAAAAUUUUUAGUUUGUAAACGAAUUGGAUUUGCUCUUUAUGAAAUCUAUGUGGAAUAUUGUUUAGCAGUGGGGUAAGGCAGCUCAAAAUGGAUAUGGCAGUGUUGGACGAAGACAGAAGACGACGUCUUCGUCUUCUGGAAGAGAAGAUAAUGGAUCCUCGGAGUGUUUCAAAUGUUGAUUGUCUACUGGAUACUGUCCAAGCAUUGGUGUCAGACUGCGAUCAUCCGGCAGUAAAGAGAAUGAAGAAUGUAGAAGUGUAUUUACAAAGAUAUAAUGACAUAGCUUCUCAUAUCACUGGUCUUCGUAUGAAAACUGACGAUUUCACGCAAAUCAAAGUGAUCGGUCGAGGGGCUUUCGGAGAAGUGCAGCUGGUGAGGAAUAAGUCUACUCAGCGGGUUUUUGCCAUGAAGUUACUAAGUAAAUUUGAAAUGAUCAAACGUUCCGACUCAGCGUUUUUCUGGGAGGAGCGAGACAUCAUGGCUUACGCAAAUUCCGAGUGGAUUGUUCAGCUGCACUUCGCAUUUCAAGAUCAGAAAUACCUCUACAUGGUCAUGGAUUAUAUGCCAGGUGGUGAUCUCGUUAACCUAAUGUCGAACUAUGAUGUACCUGAAAAGUGGGCCAGGUUCUAUUGUGCGGAAGUUGUUCUAGCUCUUGAUGCUAUUCAUUCAAUGGGCUUUGUUCACAGGGACGUCAAACCAGACAACAUGCUUCUAGGAAAAGAUGGUCAUUUGAAACUGGCUGACUUUGGCACAUGUAUGAGAAUGGAUUCGGAUGGCCUUGUGAGAUCUGAUACAGCUGUUGGUACCCCUGACUACAUCUCUCCAGAAGUUUUGCAGUCACAAGGCGGAGAGGGAGAAUAUGGUAGAGAAUGCGACUGGUGGAGUGUGGGAGUGUUUUUGUAUGAAAUGCUGGUGGGGGACACGCCCUUCUAUGCUGACUCUCUGGUCGGCACCUACAGCAAAAUCAUGGACCACAGGAACUCGCUCCAGUUUCCUUCCGACAUCGAAAUCAGUCACAAUGCCAAAAGCUUGAUCUGUGGAUUCCUAACGGACAGAACUGUACGUUUGGGACGGAAUAAUGUGGACGAAAUCAAGAAGCAUUUAUUUUUCCAAAACGAUCAAUGGACUUUUGAUAACCUGAGGGAUAGUGCUCCUCCCGUUGUACCUGAACUUAGUGGCGAUGACGAUACAAGUCAUUUCGAUUACCUUGAAAAAGAUGAAACACCUGAAGAAAACUUUCCCAUACCCAAAGCCUUUGCAGGCAACCACCUACCUUUCGUUGGCUUUACUUAUUCCAGAGAUUAUCAGUUACUUAGCGCUUCAAAAGAAAAAAAGAAUAACCUAAUUAUAGAUACGGUGGAUAUGAAGGAUGGGUACGCGGCGGACAGAGAGAUGGAGCGUCAGCUAGACCGGUACCGUCAGGACGUGACGUCACUGGAGGAGAAGCAGCGUGUGUUGGUGACGCAACUGGACGCUGUCACAAAGAGAGAGAACGAAAUCAGGGAAGAGGCGUCCCGGCUGGAGAAGAGUGUUACUGUGCUGCAGCACGACUUCAAGGAGACUCAGCGAAAAUGGGAGAAUGAAACUGAUCUGAGGCGAAAAGCAGAAACGCAUCUGAACGAGUUGCGGCGAAAACUAGAAGAUGAACAAAAUAGGCGGACCAGGGAAAUGAAUAACAAUCAGCAUGUCAACGAUAAAAUUUCCUUACUAGAGAAACAGAUCAACGAGAUGCAGGAGAAGCUGAAAUGCGAGUCGGAGGCGGGCAUUCGGUGGCGCAAACAGGCGGCCGAGUUGACGGUGGCCAAGUCGGCCGGCGAGCAGAUGGCUGCCGAGCUGCAGUCGCUUGUCGCCGCGCUACAGUCGCAGCGCGACCAGCUGCAGCAGGAUGUCGCCUCGCUGCAGGGCCAUCUGUCGCAGGAGAAGAGCUCGCGCACGCACAUCUCCGAUCUGCACAAGGAGCUUGAGGGGCGCCUACACACCAUCCUGUCGGAGCUGGAAAGAGCCGCCUCGCGCGAGGAGAAGAUGACAGACGACAACCGGUUGCUCGGCGAGAAAGUGUCGAGUCUGGAGAAGGAGUGCGCAUCGCUUGCCCUGGAGUUGAAGGCUGCGCAGAACCGCUACCAACAGGAGGUGCGUGCGCAUGAGGAGACCGAGAAGAGUCGGCUAGUCAGCAAGGAGGAGGCUAAUCUAGAGGUGGUCAAAGCUCUACAAGCAAAACUGAACGAAGAGAAAUGUGCGAGGCAGAAGGCAGACCUGUCGUCGCAGGAGAAAGAGAGACAGAUGUCGAUGUUGUCCGUCGACUACAAGCAAAUCCAGCAGAGGUUGCAAAAACUCGAAGGAGAGCACCGGCAGGAGGUUGAAAAGUCGAAGACGCUGCAGGCACAGGUGGACCAGGAGCAGGCGAAGAAGUGUUCGCUGUCCUCUGAACUGGGUCUGGCCAACUCGGAGGUGGCGCACCUACGCGCGCGCGAACUGCAACUGACUCGCGAGGUGCAACAGUUGCGCGAGGCCAAGCGAGUCAUCGAGGACGAGAUGCAUCGACUCAAGACACAGCACUCGGUCGACGACCUCCAGAUGAAGGAGCUGCACGAUCAGCUGGAGACUGAGCAGCAUUUCUCUUCGUUGUACAAGACCCAAGCCGAGGAGCUGAAGGAGGAGGCCGAGGAGACGGUCGGCGACCUCGAAAAGGAGAAGACCAUCAAGGAGUUGGAGCUCAAAGACUUGCAUGCCCGCCACAGAGCUGACAUGGCGGCCUUGGACUCCAAUUUGGUUAAGUUGAAGGAGAGAGAGACUGAAAACAAGAAGACCAUCGAUCAACUAAUGAAAGACAAAGAGGACCUAAGUCACCAAAUGAAAUUGAUGCAAGAAGAUGUGCGAUCAGCGGCCGGCUCUGUGGAGGAACUGGAGCGCCUGCGCAAACAGCUGAAGCAGGAGCAGAUGCUGAAGGCGCAGGCUGUCAACAAGCUGGCCGAGAUCAUGAACCGCAAGGACGUUAACGCAGCCGCUAGUGGCAAGGGCAAGAGCAAGGUGUCCUCGGCCGAUCUGCGCCGCAAGGAGAAGGAGUGCCGCAAGCUGCAGCAGGAAUUGACGCAGGAGCGCGAGAAGUACGGCCAGCAGGUGGUCAAGUGGCAGAAGGAGGUGCAAGAGCUGCAGGCGCUGGUGGUGGAGGAGAGCGGCGGUCGGCAGCGGCUGCAGAUGGAGAUCGACAGCAAGGACUCGGAGAUCGAGCAGCUGCAGGUGAGGCUGGCAACGGCCACCAGCAGCGCCGAGACAGCGUCGCUCAGCAGCGCCGACAACGAGAACGACACCGAACUCUAUGCGCAAGAUUCAAGACUGGAAGGCUGGUUGUCAGUGCCUAGUAAACAGAAUAUCAGACGACACGGCUGGAAAAAGCAGUAUGUCGUAGUGUCUUCCAAGAAGAUCAUCUUCUACAACUCUGAGAACGAUAAACAGAAUACCGAUCCUGUCUUAAUUUUGGAUCUCAACAAAGUGUUCCAUGUACGUCCCGUAACACAGGGCGAUGUUAUUAGAGCUGAUGCCAAAGAUAUUCCCAGGAUAUUUCAGCUUCUGUAUGCGGGUGAAGGCGAGGUGCGCCGGCCCGAAGAUGGGGGCGGCAGCAUUCAGGAGCUGGUGGGGCGGGGAGGAGGGGGCGGUGGUGACGAGAAGCCAUGUACGGUGGCGCUGAAGGGCCACGAGUUCAUUCAGAUCUCCUUCCACAUGCCCACCAACUGUGAGGUCUGCACCAAGCCGCUCUGGCACAUGUUUCGGCCGCCGCCCGCCCUAGAGUGUCGUCGUUGUCGCAUAAAAGUGCAUAAAGAGCACUCGGAGCGCAAAGAUGAGCCGAUUGCGCCGUGCAAACUGCACGACGACCCGAACACGGCCAAGGAGCUACUAGUUCUGGCUCUUUCGCCCGACGACCAGAAGCUGUGGGUGCAGCGACUCAGUCGCAAGAUACACAAGUGCGGCUACAAGGCCAACUCCACCUCGCACGACGGUGCUAAAGUUUCCCCAAGAGAAUCGACCAGAUCAUCUCUGAAGCCGUACAUUUCCGUACAACAGAGAUCAGCCACGUUACCUGCCAACUCGUCCUCAAAGUGAAGCUGAACAGCCGCUCUGAUGAGUACCCUUUGUAGAAAAACAUUUCUGUUGUAACCAAAAACCGUCGGUCCUUUCUACUCUUUAACCACCACCCCCUUCUCUUCCUCCUCCUGCCACACCUCUUCCCCUUCCACCACCACCUCCUCCACCACAACUUCCGCCUCCUCCCCCUCCUACUCCUCCUCCUUCUCCUCCCCUUCCCCCCACAACACUUCUCCAAUCUGUUACCAGUUGUAAAACAUUGAAAUGAGCAGAACACUACUUCUGUAGAAAAAAGGCUUUAGUUACAGUGUAAAUCGUGAAGGUGUUUAAUGUAAAUUGGUGUGUAGUCAUUGUACGAAAAUAUCAAUCGUAAAUUUGCCUGACGUUUCCAAAAAUAUGUAAAAAUAAGUCUGAUACAAUCAUCAAUUUUUUCACAUCAAUCUUGAUGUAGGUUGGUUGUAGUCGUUGUUCGAGAAUAUCAAUCCGUGUCAGACAAUCCAAAAACUUAUGAUAUUGCAUUUAAUGUUGUCGCCUCAAUGUGUAUUAGUUUCUUGGAAAUUCACAAAAGUAUGUCAUUUUAAUUGUUUAACUAUGUUGUCUUUAUAUUGAUUGAGGUUGUGAUUGCUGAAAGCUGCAUUAAUUCAUUGUAUAGAAACCAUUUAUUGUUGUUAACAUUGUAUGUUUUAACCAAAUCCACUUACUUUUAAGUCUAUUAAAUGUAUAAUUUAUGUAUGCAUUUCAAAUUAUUUAUUUUUCUAUUACGAUAUAGCUUUGGCCCCGAACUUAUCUGUUGAUUGGGCUUAAUGUUAAUCCUUAUUUAGUAGUAUGCCAAUAUUCAAGGCGCAAGAACGUUAUCAUGAAGGCUGUUCAAAUUUUCUGGUUUAAACAAUUUGAUCGGUCUGUUGGAUGUCAUUUCACAAUAAUUUUUGAACGAAAAAUUGAAAUGUUUUGUACAUGUGUGUCUGCAUUCCCAUUGUUUUAGUGUAUAUAAAUUGUUGCCUUGAAAAUUACUCAUUACGACUUGUAAAUUCUUUUAAAACAUGUUUUUUUUUUAUUCCAUCAAUAAUUUAAAACGUAUGCUUUGAACUGAUAUAAUCAUUCAUCAACCCUUAUUCAUUCCAUACUUCAUUCUUACAUAAUUCAUUUUCUCUGUCAGAAAAUUUGUCCCAAAUUAUAUCUUUUUCAACCCUUGUCAAAUAAAAUAAAGGAUGUGUAAAUAAAUAAUCAUAGAUAAUAUGAGUGAUAAUCAUUAUCAAUAAUAUUGUUCUUAUACAAUAAUCACUUUAAAUAUUCGGCGGUUUUAUAUUUAACUCCUCUACUUACCUCAAUAAAAUAUAAGUAAAUGAAAACGUUUCAAUAAUGAAAUUAUCAAUAAAUCCUAGUAAAUAAAAUGAAUAAUUACAACUGUAAUCACAUCAUAUAUUCGACUUUUAUCUUUACAAUUACAUGCAUAAAUUAAAAAAAUUAUUAGACAAAAACCUAAUGAUAUUUAUAUCAAUAUAAUGAUUCCAAGCUGUUUCCUUUUAUGUUUCCAUAAAUUGAAAAAUUAUUAGACAAAAACCUAAUGAUAUUUAUAUCAAUAUAAUGAUUCUAAGCUGUUUCCUUUUGAGUAGGUUACUGUAAUAGUCUUAUAAAAUUUGUAGGAUAGUUAAAAAUUAAUAAAUUUGUAGAACACCAAACUAGAGUACUGACAUGAUUAAAGUGAUACAAAAUACAAACCUAGAACAUGAAUAAAGUUUAAAAACUUGUAACAACUUGCUCAAAUAUUUGGAAAAAUCGGGAAACUAAAAUAUUUCUGCAAAUUAUUUUCUCGCCUCUUUAAAAUUUAUCAACAGUUGUUAAUAUUUUGAGAUUCACGCUUUAUCUGAAGUUCCUUUGAUCGUCAUAAUCACAAUUUUAUUUCAUUAAAUAAAUAUUAAUCUAACAUUUUUUCAUCCAUUAUCACCUGAUGUUUUGGAAUCCACCUAAAACCAUUGAUCCACUGGAAGUUCACAGGGGAUGAAACUACCCUUGAAGGUCAUUUCAUUCAUUUAUGAAAUCACCCUCGUAAUUCAAUUUUUCUCCCACUUUCAAUCGGAUAUUUCUAGGAUAUUUUACCCGGUAUCCAAGAUUUGUAAUAACGUUUAUCAAUUUGAAUACCACGGUAUUACUCUAUUCAAUAGGAUAUUUAAGUAAAUCAUGGUCUAUUUUUAUUUUUUCCCCAAUAUACUCACUAAUACUCCAUGUAUUUUGAUGAAAAACGUUCCCAAAACAAGCAUUCCAAUAAAAUUGGAAACUCUUGUUCAAAUUGCCUAUAAAUAAAAUAAAAUCUCAAGAUACCUCAAGAUAUUUUUUUAGUAUCAGUCCAUGAUUCAUGAAGGCAGUUGUACAAUUUCUAGUCCUCAGGUAUAAUAAUAAUAUUAAGGCCAGUAUCUAGAAAGUACUGUUGAAACUGAUUACUGAGGAAUAUUUCAUAUUUUGUUUGAAAUUAUUGGGUUAUCAGAAAUAGUGAGAUUAACUUUGAACUGUUGGUAUUCUUAUAAAUAACAUCAAUUCUUCCUAUAUUCAUCCAAUCCUGACAAUGUUCAAAGUGGAUAUCACUAAAGAUUCUUUCAAUGAAAUAAGGGUUGUCAAAUAUCCUUUUGAAAUAAAUAAAAGUUGUCAAGUAUCCUUUUGAAAUGUUUAUUAAUUCACCGCAUUUCAAAAGAGUACUUGAGAAUUUUUAUUUCAUUCCGACAAUAAUAUUGUAUUAGCCCUGUAUAGUGAAUACACUAUAGAUUCAUUUCAAAAUAAUCAAGUUUGUCACUAACUGAAGUGCUUUCAUUAAGGCUGCAUAGAGUUUUAUAUUAACUCUUCUAUAAUAGAAUCCAGUUCUCAUUACUGUAUAACAAACUGAUGAAGUAUAUUGUAAUAAUUUAUGACACGGUGCUCGAAACAUAAUUAAGUUUCCUUCUAUCCGAUUAAGAUCUUCCUUCAUUUUAGUUUGUGAUAUUCUCGAACUAAUUUGAUUUUUUAUUUUCCUUGCCCUAUUACCAUAGGUAAGGAAAGUAUUGCUUUCCAAAAAAAUUAAGGUACCAUAAUUUCAAGUUUUCUAUACGUUUCAAGGUCCCUUGAGUCCAAAAACAUGUUUAUUAUUAUUAUCACAUGGCAAUCCUUUUUUGUAACACUCUUGCAAUAUUUUGUGCAUUACUAUUUAUAUUAUUUUUUAAUUUCAACUCAAUUACAACGACUUUUGCAUUUAUUAGUUUUGAAUUUUAAUCGAUGGUUUCAUUGUCAAUUUUAAAUUUAAUUAUAAAUAUGAGCUUGUUCAGAAUUUUAGAGUUCUUCUAUCUCUCAUCUUCGAUCGAAGGAGAGCUGGAAGAUCUAGCUAGCAUUUUUCUCAGACUACUAUUUACUCAAAACAGACCAGUUAGAGUUUAUCUCUUGUUGAUUGAAAGAAAAAUACAAUUAUUUAAAUAAUAAUCCGAUAAGGACCUUUUGCACAGUCUUAAGCUGCGUUUACACCAAAGUUAUUAGCAAAAUGUUAAUAACUUAAUCUUUAUAGAUUCUAUUAGAUUGAACGGAACUUGACAAGCACAUAUGAUCAUCAUGUGUAUGAUAAGUUAUGUUCAAUCUAAUAGAAUCUAUAAGGAUUAAGUUAUUAACAUUUUGUUAAUAACUUUGGUGUAAACGCAGCUUAAGUUUAAACUGAAUCGGAUAAGCUGGUGAUUUAAACACAAAUUUUGAAACAUAAUAAUUGUGCAACAUGAACACAAAAAAAUAGCAUGAUUCAAUUCUCCAGCUGAUCAGAUUGUCCAGGGUUUUUAAUCGGCUAGAUUUUUGAAUGAUUAAAUUAAAAAUGCUGUUCUUUUCCUACGCUAUCCAAUCUUAUUCAACUCGAGACUGUUGUAUUGUAAAAUUUAAUUAUUGCUCACACUAUUUGUGAUAUAAGUGUAGAAAUUUUAAUACGAGAAAAUUUGUUUUGUGUAGGAAAAUGUAAUGACUGAAUAUUAUAACUCGGUGAUUUCUAAGCGCUGUAGAUCUGUAAAGCGUUAUUCUCAUAACUAUUAUAUCAGUAUCAGAGUACGUGUCCGGUUCAGUGAAAAGAUUGUUCCCAUGAAUUCUAAUGGACCUAUUCUCACUCAGCACAUACGAGCAAGUGUGAAUGGUCGCAUUAGAACUCGUGGGAAUAAUAUUUUCACUGAACGGAACACUGACUCUGAUACUGUUAUGUUAGAAUCUAGCUUUAUUGUAUCCUCUCCCAAGUAUAUUGAAACUUUCAAUUUUAACCUCUGUAGUUACACAGUAGUUAAUCAUUCACUACAGUAGCUAUCAUUUAUUGGGUUAAUGCCCUCCAUCAAUAAAGGCAUUGUAAAGACUAAGUAGUAUGAGUUGUGUCUUUAAGGGAUUCAAAAGUUGUAAACCAACCAACAAAUGAUUGUGAAUCGAUUAUAGAAUCGAUAUCAAUCGAAAGCUACAAACUAACUAAUGAUAGUGAAUCUAUAUAAAAUUGAUUACAUUAUUAUGUCACCAGCUUCAUAUUCAUCGACUGGAACAUUGCUAUUCUCUCUCCCAUAAUACGUUAGUAUAAAUUAGAGGAUUUUUCAAACUAAAUAAGUUUGAACCAAGGUACCUAGAAUAUAAUAUAUGUAUUAUAUUAUAAUAUAAUAUAAUACAAUGUAUUCUAGGUACAUUGGUUUGAGCUGAGGAUAAUUGUAAAACUUCUAUUUUCACCCUAUAAGUUCUGUAAUACUUCAUCUAUUAAUAAUUUCUAUACUGCUAAAUCACUAUCAUAGCAGUGAUUCGAUAUAAAAUUGAUUACAUUAUUAUGUCACAAGCUUUAUAUUAAUUGACUGGAAAAUUACUAUUCGUUUUCCUAUGAAACGGUAGUGUAAAAUUAGAGAUUUUUUCAAACUAACUAAAUAAAUUUGAACCAAGGUACCUAGAAUAUAAUAAUGUAUUCUAGGUACAUUGGUUUGAGCUGAGGAUAAUUGUAAAACUUCUAUUUUCACCCUAUAAGUUCUGUAAUACUUCAUCUAUUAAUACUUUCUAUUCUGCUUUGGGAGUUGAUCAGAUAUAAAUAAUGGGAAUUACUGCAAUGAGCUCUAUUUUAGUACUUAUCAAUAAUCUAAUGUUGGAUGUUUUGUUUUUGAUAGGCUAUCCAAUAAAAAUCUAAACUGAACCCAAUCUAUACUAGAAAAUUUGUUGUGUUCAAUCUAAAAAAGAAUUUUAACUUCUUGAUACAUCAUCACAAAAUGAUAUUUAAUUCACAAUCUUUCUAUGAUAUUAAUAUAAAAAAGCAAUUGGCUCAUGCAUAUAAGGGAUAGGAAAUGCACGAUUGACGCAUUAUCGUUUAUGAACUAAUGAUUUGCAUAACUUUAAGAAUCAAGAAUGUUUUAUUGACACAAAAAAAAAUAAUUGCAUUGACAAAAGUUACUUCAUAUGGAUACAGUAACAUUGAUACUUUCCACACGAGUACACGUUAUUAUAAUAACUUGCAAUUUUAUUGAUAAAUUGUAUUUAUAUCAUUGCUUUGUAUCAAUUAUUGUAUUGUUACAAAGAAGAUUCUGAAUUUAUCUAGGAUGGUUAGGAUGAUAGACUUAUUUUCAUUUGUAUUAAUAAAUUAAUUUCAAUUUAAUAACUAUUUACUACUUGAAGUUUACACAACAAUAAAAGCCCAACCAAAACAGAACUUUUGCAAAGUGAAACCGUUGCGUACCGGAAAUUGGUAGCGCGCGCGGUUCAUGAAUCAAAGGUUGUGGACUCGUGACCAAUCAAACUUUCCCUUUUUUGAUGAGAAUUUUUAACUCUGGUUAUCCACGUAAUUAUGAUAAAAUAAAUGAUUAUUCUAUUUUUAUGUUUCCUGGACAUAAGGAUCAUUUUUCCAGCACAAAAUUUUCCCUGGUGCAAAGCACGGAUUACCUGCUAAUUUAUAAUAAAACUAAUCUCUCAAAAUUAUCCAUGUAUCAUGUAAAUCUGACAGUUCUCUUAUGUUCCCUGGUUGUGAGAAUUGGUGCCAAAUUUUCCCAAUACUUUUAUCUCUCUUCUCCACUACAUAAUUCAUCUAAAUCUCAUUUUUCGUCCAAUAUUUGUGUGAUAUAUCACUCAAUAACACGUUGUAGUCUUUCAGUCAUUUACUGAAAGCUCUAGUCCUUUCUUCUAUAAUAUAAGGGAUCUGUAUUAAUCUAAUCAUCAGCAUAUUAUAUGUACAUUUGGAUAACUUCUAAACUUAGAUUAUAUAUUACAAAGUGAUCAUCUAUAACACUAAAGUUGACUUGUAAUGUUUGUAAUUAAGUAGUAUGCAUAGGCCUAAACAUAAACCUAUUUCGUUGUCUUUUUCUUUAGGGCUACUUUUAAUAUAAAUAAAAAUAUAAAUCUCAGUACCCUUUCAAAAUAUUUUUAUUUAUAUUUAAACCUAUUUUGUAUAUUAUCUGGUAAAUUAUACAAUAUUGGAAAUCUUUGUUGUAGACAUUUUCAUCCAGAAAUUAAAGAAAAAUACUUGGGCAUGAAGUGCUAAAAACAUUAUAUUGAUACAUUUUUCCGUUUUGAAAAUAGUAUUAAGUUCCUAAUAAAAUUGAUUAUUAUUCAUAUUGAGCUACUUGAAACAAAUAUGUCUAUCUUUAUAGGAUCGUUUUCUGUUGUUAUUAACGAAAAAUGAAUAUGAAUCAUAAAUUACUUUAUAAGUUUGGCAUUUAGGGUAAUAGAAGUGUCAUAAAUAAUGGUUUUGAAAAUGUGUUAUAUCUAUGCAUACUGUAAUAAGCCUGGUAAAGUCUCCUAAUCUUUCAGAUUAAUCAAUAAUAAUCAAUCAAUAAAUCACCUCCAUACUCUCAAAGCUCAAUACCAGAAAAUAGUGAAUCAUUGUUACUAGAUUAUAAAAAAAGCAAUAAUCUCUGCAAACUACUGUGGCCUUGAAAUAUUAAUGUUUUGUUAAGUUGAAAAUAUUUAUAUUAAUCAUUCAAUAGUUAAAAGCAUAUAAACAAUCAAUUGAUAAAUUUAGUCUACCAAUCAUAGUGUAGAUAAUUUGGAUAAACAUUGUGUGAAUGAUUGCUUGUGAAUGAAUGUAAGUUUGUAAAUUCCAGUCUGUAUGUGGAUUAGUUGAAUUUGGUAAUAAAACAAGUCAACAAGAAAGUAAAAAAA